AUGGCGUAUUCCACCAGCACUCUUGCACAAGGCUGUUUUGGGAAGGUGUACAAGCAGAAGUACAAUGAUACCUGGGCUGCUAUAAAGAAGGUCCCCCAACAGCUCAUCAAUAGGAAGGACCUGGAGAGAGAGUGUGAAGUGUACAACAAAGCAAAUCAUCCCAACAUAGUGAAGCUUCUGGGCAACAUAACUCUCGCAGAUGGAAAAUGGAUAAUUCCUCUAGAGUUUAUCUUUGGAGAGGACUUGGAGACCACCAUCUUCAAAGCAUCAAAGUCUAAAAUACAGUUGACUCCAUCUAAUAAAGGCACUAUCAUCAUCGGCAUGUGUGAAGGGCUGCUUCACCUCCACUCCAAAGAUAUUGUCCAUCAAGACCUCAAGCCUGAAAACAUCAUGGUGGAGCAUAACACAAAUAGAGCCGUCAUCAUCGACCUGGGACUGGCCAAGUUCUUCAGACAUGGUCUUAACUCUGCCAUUGACAUGGGGAACGAGGCCUACUCAGCCCCCGAAGUGCUGCAGAGGACCAGCCAGCGGGACCAACGCUCAGACGUGUGGGCUAUGGGUAAGAUCAUCGCUGAGCUCUGUGCCCGGGUCCGGCUGUACACGCCCAGCGUCUGUCCCGCCAAGAUCACGGAGACCCUGAAGGAUCAGCCGUACUGCCGGGCUGUGUGUAGGAUGGUGGAGAACAACCCUUCCCUGAGGGCCUCCAUGGGUGGGGUCAUCAGUGAGAUACGAAGAGCCGGAGGUGCAGGCAUCGUCAUCGAUAAACCCGUUAAAACAGAACACCUUAAGCCACCUUCAUCCCACAUUAAUGUCACAAACCAGUCUCCAUCUCCAAUGAACAGAGGUGCAUCUCCAAUGAACAGAGGUGCAUCUCCAAUGAACAGGGAUCCGUCUCCAAUGAACAGGGAUCCAUCUCCAAUGAACAGGGAUCCAUCACCGUUUAAUAGAGAUGCAUCACCAAUGAACAGGGAUCCAUCACCGUUUAAUAGAGAUGCAUCACCAAUGAACAGAGCUCCAUCCCCGUUUAACAGAGAUCUGCCACCGCUGAAAUGGGAGCGUUCACCCAGACCAGAACUCAAAGGUUUGCAUCCUCAAGCCGGACUGCACCUCUUUCCUUCCCCUCAGAAGACAGAGGAUAAAAACAAAAACCAGGCUCUGGUCCCGACAGGCGGAGCUGACCUUACCAGAGACUUCAGGAAAAUGAGAUUGUACGAAGAGGCUGCCAAGGAUCUGCCCUGCAACCUGCCCACAACAGGGAGGGUGGUGGUGCGGCGCUUUGAGGAGAAAAAUGGGGAGGUAGAAAAAUGGGAGCAGAAGGAGGUGGUGACUCGUGAUGGGAAGAUAGUCAAGUAUGAUGAUGUCAAGUUUAAUAGCAAGUAGUAGUAAAAUAAGAGUUUUGUCUCCUCAAAAAGGACUGCAUGUGCAGGUUAAACUGGUUAGUUCAGGGUCCACUUUUGGUAUCUUCUUAGGAGAAAAUAAAAUGUAUUUCCAUUGAACUAAGGAGUAAACUGAGAUUCAGCUACAGUAGGCACAUAUUUCUACAGAUAAAAUGGACUUAACAACAACCUUUUACAAUCUUUCCAGCUGGGAGUUUUAAGCUUUAAUAAGAAGAUAUCUUAUCUCUAAAGGCUUUGGUUGUGCUGUAAUAUGAUAUUCAAGCAUGUUAGCAAUUGGAUUGAUCUUCUAAAUUCUUUCCAACCAUCAGUGAAUGUUCUUCAGCAUUUGAAUGUAUA
Messenger RNA from Morone saxatilis (striped sea-bass), 1733 nucleotides. RefSeq names its product probable serine/threonine-protein kinase kinX. Lineage: Eukaryota; Metazoa; Chordata; Actinopteri; Moronidae. Gene Ontology annotation, cellular component: autophagosome; cytoplasm. The transcript has 4 exons. Gene Ontology annotation, biological process: peptidyl-serine phosphorylation; autophagy; protein autophosphorylation. The coding region runs from base 1 to 1380 and encodes 459 amino acids. Gene Ontology annotation, molecular function: protein serine/threonine kinase activity; ATP binding. The record is from RefSeq and is a predicted model, not a curated record.